AUUCCUUUAUGCAGAGACCUAUGGCCCCUCUGUGUCAUUCUGCUCCAGAAUCUUACCUCAAGAUCCCAUCUUUGGUACCAUCUGGCAUAGCACCAGAAUACCGUCUUAGUAGAAAUCCAUCUCUGCUCUGCCUCGCAUGAAGAUGGAGGCAAAUCCAGCAUCCCGCUUUGAGUGAAACUGUCCCAAAGCCAAGAGUCUAGGACUCCCGAACACCAUCAAGAUGGUGGGUGAAGGCCCCUACCUCAUCUCAGACCUGGAUCGGCGAGGCCAGCGGAGAUCCUUUUCUGAGAGAUAUGAUCCCAGCCUGAAAACCAUGAUCCCAGUGCGACCCCGUGCAAGGUUGGCACCCAAUCCCGUGGAUGAUGCUGGCCUGCUGUCCUUUGCCACGUUUUCCUGGCUCACACCUGUGAUGAUUCAGAGCUACAAGCACACGCUGACUGUGGAUACCCUGCCCCCACUGUCACCAUAUGAUGCAUCUGACAUCAACGCCAAGAGAUUUCAGAUCCUUUGGGAUGAAGAAAUAGAGAGGGUGGGGCCAGAGCAGGCCUCUCUGGGCCGUGUUGUCUGGAAAUUCCAGAGGACCCGGGUCCUGAUGGAUGUCGUGGCCAACAUCUUGUGUAUCAUCAUGGCAGCUUUAGGGCCGACAGUUCUCAUUCACCAAAUCCUUCAGCAUAUCACCAGCAUUUCCUCCGGACAUGUCUGGAUCGGCAUCUGCUUGUGUCUGGCCCUUUUCGCCACCGAGUUUACCAAAGUCCUCUUCUGGGCCCUUGCCUGGGCCAUAAAUUACCGCACGGCGAUCCGGUUGAAGGUGGCCCUCUCCACGCUGGUUUUCGAGAACCUGCUGUCCUUCAAGACAUUGACACACAUCUCUGCAGGUGAGGUGCUCAAUAUACUAUCAAGUGAUAGUUAUUCCUUGUUUGAGGCUGCCUUGUUUUGUCCCUUGCCAGCCACCAUCCCCAUCUUAAUGGUCGUUUGUGCGGUGUAUGCCUUUUUCAUUCUGGGGUCCACAGCUCUUGUCGGGAUAUGCGUGUAUAUCAUAUUCAUCCCUAUCCAGAUGUUUAUGGCCAAGCUCAAUUCAGCUUUCCGAAGAUCCGCAAUUUCAGUGACGGACAAGCGAGUUCAGACGAUGAAUGAGCUUCUGACCUGCAUCAAGCUGAUUAAAAUGUACGCCUGGGAGAAAUCAUUUAUAAACACGAUUCACGAUAUAAGAAAGAGAGAGAAGAAUUUACUGAAAAAGGCUGGCUAUGUCCAAAGUGGAAACUCAGCCCUGGCUCCCAUUGUGUCCACCAUAGCUAUUGUGUUGACUUUCACCUGCCACAUCUUCCUGAAGCGCACGCUCACUGCCCCUGUGGGGAAGGUCUUAGGGAUAUGCGGGAAUGUCGGAAGUGGGAAGAGUUCCCUCAUCUCGGCUCUCCUAGGACAGAUGCAGUUACAGAAAGGGGUCGUGGCUGUCAACGGACCUUUGGCUUAUGUGUCUCAGCAGGCGUGGAUCUUUCACGGGAAUGUGAGGGAGAACAUUCUGUUUGGAGAGAAGUACAAUCACCAAAGGUAUCAGCACACAGUGCACGUCUGUGGUCUUCAGAAGGACUUGAACAGCCUCCCUUAUGGAGACCUGACUGAGAUUGGGGAGCGGGGUGUCAACCUCUCCGGCGGACAGAGACAGAGGAUCAGCCUGGCCCGUGCUGUGUAUGCCAACCGCCAACUCUACCUGCUGGACGACCCGCUCUCGGCUGUGGAUGCUCAUGUGGGGAAGCAUGUCUUUGAGGAGUGCAUUAAGAAGACACUCAAGGGAAAGACUGUAGUCCUGGUUACCCACCAGUUGCAGUUCCUGGAGUCUUGCGAUGAGGUCAUUUUGUUAGAAGAUGGGGAGAUUUGUGAAAAGGGCACCCACAAGGAGUUGAUGGAAGAGCGAGGGCGCUAUGCUAAGCUGAUUCACAACCUCCGAGGACUGCAAUUCAAGGAUCCAGAGCACAUUUACAAUGUAGCCAUGGUGGAGACCUUGAAGGAGAGCCCAGCUCAGGGAGACGAAGAUGCUGUCUUGGCUUCAGGCGAUGAGAAAGAUGAAGGAAAAGAGCCUGAAAUGGAAGAAUUUGUUGACACAAAAGCUCCUGUGCACCAGCUGGUCCAGAUUGAGUCUCCUCGCGAAGGAAUCGUGACCUGGGAAACAUAUCACACGUAUAUUAAGGCUUCUGGAGGGUACCUGGUCUCUUUCCUGGUGCUGUGUCUCUUCUUCCUGAUGAUGGGCAGCUCUGCUUUCAGCACUUGGUGGUUGGGACUCUGGCUAGACAGGGGCUCCCAGGUCAUCUGUCCGCCCCAGAGCAACAACACAGCCUGCAAUGCUGACCAGACCCUGCAAGACACCGAACACCACAUGUACCAGUUGGUAUACAUAGCAAGUAUGGUGUCUGUGCUGGCAUUUGGCAUCAUCAAAGGCUUUACCUUCACCAACACCACACUGAUGGCAUCUUCCUCACUCCACAACCGUGUGUUCAACAAGAUCGUCAGGAGCCCAAUGAGCUUUUUUGACACAACCCCCACAGGCCGGCUUAUGAACCGUUUCUCUAAGGAUAUGGAUGAGCUGGAUGUGAGGCUGCCGUUUCACGCCGAGAACUUUUUACAGCAGUUCUUCAUGGUGGUGUUUAUUCUGGUGAUUAUGGCUGCCGUGUUUCCCGUUGUCCUUCUGGUUCUGGCUGGCUUGGCAGUAAUCUUCCUCAUUCUUUUACGCGUUUUCCACCGAGGAGUCCAGGAGCUCAAGCAGGUGGAGAACAUCAGCCGCUCGCCGUGGUUCUCCCACAUCACCUCCUCCAUGCAGGGUCUGGGUGUCAUCCACGCCUAUGACAAAAAGGAUGAUUGCAUCAGCAAGUUUAAGACACUGAACGAUGAGAACUCGAGCCACCUCUUGUACUUCAACUGUGCUCUCAGGUGGUUUGCGCUCCGAAUGGAUGUCCUCAUGAACAUCGUCACCUUUGUUGUGGCCUUGUUGGUGACCCUGAGCUUUUCUUCAAUCAGUGCUUCAUCCAAAGGCUUGUCGCUGUCUUACAUCAUCCAGCUCAGUGGACUGCUUCAGGUGUGCGUGCGAACAGGAACGGAGACCCAAGCCAAGUUCACCUCCGCGGAGCUGCUGAGGGAGUACAUUUCGACCUGUGUUCCCGAACACACUCACCCCUUCAAAGUGGGGACUUGUCCCAAAGACUGGCCAAGCCGUGGGGAGAUAACCUUCAAGGACUAUCGCAUGAGAUACCGAGACAACACCCCUCUCGUUCUCGAUGGGCUGAACUUGAACAUUCAGAGUGGGCAGACGGUUGGGAUUGUGGGAAGAACAGGUUCUGGAAAAUCAUCACUAGGCAUGGCUCUGUUUCGUCUGGUGGAGCCGGCCUCUGGGACCAUCUUCAUCGAUGAGGUGGAUAUCAGCACCGUGGGUUUGGAGGACCUCCGAACCAAGCUGACGAUGAUCCCCCAAGAUCCUGUCCUGUUUGUAGGUACAGUAAGGUACAACUUGGAUCCCUUGGGCAGUCACAGCGACGAGAUGCUCUGGCAUGUUUUGGAGAGAACAUUCAUGAGGGACACAAUAAUGAAGCUCCCAGAGAAAUUACAGGCAGAAGUCACAGAAAAUGGGGAAAACUUCUCAGUAGGGGAACGCCAGCUGCUUUGUAUGGCCCGAGCACUUCUCCGUAAUUCAAAAAUCAUUCUCCUUGACGAAGCUACCGCCUCCAUGGACUCCAAGACGGACACUCUUGUUCAGAGCACUAUAAAAGAAGCCUUCAAAAGCUGCACGGUGUUGACCAUCGCCCAUCGCCUAAACACGGUUCUCAACUGUGACCUUGUCCUGGUCAUGGAAAACGGGAAGGUGCAGGAAGUUCUGUUUUUCUCUGCUUUUCAGGUGAUUGAGUUUGACAAGCCCGAAGUCCUUGCCGAGAAGCCCGACUCUGCAUUUGCGAUGUUACUAGCAGCAGAAGUUGGACUGUGAAGGUCCCAUGGUUGAUUGGAGAGGAGGCAAUGGAUGGGUGAGAGGAGAAUUCUGAAGGUGGAGUCUUGCAGCCCUAGUCACGGUCCCUCCCACCCAUGGUGCACAGGGUGACCUGGGACCGAGAUGUGCCCUUUGCUCUGCCCAGCCCUUUUGGUCACCCCCCGUGGCGGACUCAGGGCUGGUUCUGGAUGGUGAAGAGUGCAGACAAAACUGGUGGGUGGGAAGCUGCCUCUCACCUCUGAAAACCCCGAGGGUCCCUCACGUGUCCCCACCAACACUGCAUAGUGCCCGAGAAUGGGUGCAUUCUAACUUUCUGCAAAAACCAGUCACGGCAAACAACGGGAACAUGCCCGAGGCUGGAGUUCUCAGGAUCUGCAGGAUUCUUCACUUCUGUUGCCAGACAAGGAAAGAGAACAUUGUUCUUUCCGUUUAACUUCAUCUCACUAUUGUCCCGACUACGUGACAUGCAGGAACUGCGCGGGUCCACAGCACGGGAGACAGAUGAUAGUGUUUGGCAUGAGAUUUUUCAAAGAAAUCAUAUUGUAUGUUGCAGUUGAUCUGUUAAAAUAACCAGAAAGCAAAACACUGGGGUUUCUGAAUAAAUGACAUUUUUAUAUCUUCUUUAUCGGUCAUUAAAAUGCAAUAAGAAACUAAA
Molecule: messenger RNA, 4622 nt
Organism: Arvicola amphibius (Eurasian water vole)
Lineage: Eukaryota; Metazoa; Chordata; Mammalia; Rodentia; Cricetidae
Gene: Abcc12
Product: ATP binding cassette subfamily C member 12
Exons: 28
Coding region: 221-3967 (1248 amino acids)
Biological process (GO): transmembrane transport
Cellular component (GO): membrane
Molecular function (GO): ATP binding; ABC-type transporter activity; ATP hydrolysis activity
Source: RefSeq, a predicted model, not a curated record